Musa acuminata AAA Group (dessert banana) is the source of this 438-nucleotide messenger RNA. RefSeq lists its product as uncharacterized. The record is from RefSeq and is a predicted model, not a curated record. The coding region runs from base 1 to 438 and encodes 145 amino acids. The transcript has a single exon. Lineage: Eukaryota; Viridiplantae; Streptophyta; Magnoliopsida; Zingiberales; Musaceae.
AUGGCUGACAGGAAGAGAAUUCCACUUCUAGGCCUUCUCAGGAGGGCAAUUCAGAAGGUAAGGUUCUUGCUGUCUUUUGAUGCCACCAGAUGGAUGGCCUCCUCCCUCAAGAGAUCGCCGCUGGUGUCUCGCCGGCUGAGCUUCACCGCCCGACCGAGCCUGCUCGACUGCACCGACGAUGACGGCUACGAGGCCGGGUCGUCGUCGUCGAGGACGCUCUCGAGGACGGUGAGCUUGUCGAGCUCACCGGCGUCGAGGACGACGAGCCCCGGGUCGGAGGCGUCGAGGUCACUCAGCGGUGCGUCGCCCGACGACGACAUCAACCAGAGGGCAGACAGGUUCAUCGAGAACUUCUACCUGCAGUUGCGGAUGGAGAGGCAGGUCUCCCUUCAGCUGAGAUACUGCAGGCAGAAGAGCUUGGAGGAGGAUACACAUUGA